AGCAGAUGAUGCGGAGACGCUAAGAAACCAAGGAGACCUCAUUGGCUGUUCACCGCUGCAGACAUGCAGAGGCAGAAAAUGCGCAGUGGGCAGCCCCGACUGGACUUGGAAGGUGCACUGAUAGCCCGGGACCGUGUGGGAAUCCAGGAUUUCGUGCUGCUGGAUGCCUUCACCAGUGAAACAGCCUUCUUGGACAACCUGAAGAAGCGGUUCAACGAAAACUUAAUUUAUACGUAUAUCGGCACACUGCUGGUUUCAGUCAACCCUUACAAAGAGCUGGGCAUAUAUACCAAAAAGCAGAUGGACAUCUACAUGGGUGUCAACUUCUUUGAGUUACCUCCACACAUCUACGCCCUGGCUGACAAUGCCUAUCAUGCCAUGCUGACGGAGAUGAACAAUCAUUUCUUCCUUAUUUCCGGGGAGAGUGGAGCUGGCAAGACAGAAGCCUGCAAGAAGAUCCUGCAGUUCUAUGCAGUCAGCUGUCCAACCUCAAGUCUCCUGGACAGCAUCAGGGACCGGAUGCUGGUCUCCAAUCCAGUGCUGGAGGCAUUUGGCAAUGCCAAAACAUUGAAGAAUGACAACUCAAGCCGCUUUGGGAAGUAUAUGGACAUCCAGUUCGACAGGCAGGGGGAGGCAGUCGGGGGCCACAUCCUUAGCUACCUGCUGGAGAAGUCCCGGGUGGUGCACCAAAACCACGGCGAGAGAAAUUUCCACAUCUUCUACCAGCUGGUGGAGGGUGGAGAGGAGGAGACGCUGCGAUUGCUGGGACUGGAGCGUGAUUGUAAGCACUACAGCUACCUGGUACAGGGGGAGUAUAGAACUGUCCGCACUAUCAAUGACAAGAAUGACUGGAAGACAAUGCGAAAUGCCCUUACUAUCAUCAACUUCUCAGAGAAGGAUAUUGAGCACCUGUUAGGGAUUGUCGGCAGUGUUCUCCACCUGGGCAAUGUCCAAUUUGAGGCUGAUAGGGAUGGAUACGCACGUCUGAGCAGCAAAGCAGAGCUACGCUGGGUGUCGAAGCUGCUGGGGAUCCAUGUGCAAGUGCUACAGGAGGCACUAACCUUCAGGAAGAUCGAGGCCAAAACAGAGGAGGUGCUCAGCCCCUUCUCAGUGGACCAUGCCAUUUACGCUAGGGAUGCACUGGCCAAAGCUCUAUACGGUCGCAUGUUCACAUGGAUCGUUAACAAAAUCAAUGAUUCAUUGGAAAAUCUGGAUUCAAGCAAAAAAACCGUCAUAGGACUCCUGGACAUCUAUGGCUUUGAAGUGUUUUAUGUUAAUAGCUUCGAGCAGUUCUGCAUCAAUUACUGCAACGAGAAGCUGCAGCAGCUUUUCAUCCAGCUGACGCUGAAGUCGGAGCAGGAGGAGUACGAGGCCGAGGGCAUCGAGUGGGAACCGGUCCAGUUCUUCAACAACAAGAUCAUCUGUGACCUGGUGGAAGAGAAGCGUACGGGCAUCAUCACCAUGCUGGACGAGGAGUGCAUGAGGCCAGGGGACACCACUGAUAUAACGUUCCUGGAGAGACUGGAGGAGAGGAUGGGGAGCCACCCUCACUUUAUCACACACAGACUUGCUGACCAGAGGAUACGUAAGACCAUGGAGAGAGGGGACUUUCGCCUGCUUCACUAUGCUGGCGAGGUCACAUACUGUGUAGUGGGAUUCAUUGACAAAAACAAUGACCUUUUGUACAGGAACAUCAAAGAUAUGAUCCGACAUUCCAAAAAUGGUAUCGUCAGGCACUGCUUCCCGCCCACAGAAGUGGACAGCAAGAAAAGGCCAGAAACGGUGGCCUCACAGUUUAAAAGCAGCCUUGCUGAGCUCACAGAGAUCCUCAUGGCCAAGCAACCCUGGUAUAUACGAUGCCUGAAGUCCAAUGAAGCAAAACAGCCAGGGCGCUUCGAUGACAUGCUGGUGAGGCACCAAGUGAAGUACCUGGGCUUGAUGGAGCAUCUGAGGGUGAGGCGUGCCGGCUUUGCUUACCGGCGCCGCUACGAGGUCUUCCUGCAGAGGUACAAGCCCCUGUGUCCAGCCACCUGGCCUCACUGGAAGGGAGUGCCAGCGGUAGGGGUGGAGAAACUCCUCAUACACCUGGGCUAUAAGGAGGAUGAUUAUAAGAUAGGCAGAACAAAGAUAUUUAUCCGCCAUCCAAAGACCCUGUUUGCCAUAGAAGAUGCCUAUGAGAUCUGUAAGCACGAAUUAGCCUCAAAGAUCCAAGCCAAAUAUAAGGGUUACAGAGUAAAAAACGAGUUCCAGAAACAGAAAGAAGCAGCUACAAAGAUUGAGACCUGCUGGAGAGGAGUUCAGGCCAGAAAAGAGCGAGAGAGGAGGGCUUGGGCCGUCAAAGUCAUCAAAAAGUUCAUUAAGGGGUACAUGACCAGACACGAGGCCUCCACCACAGACAAUUCGGAAUACCUCACAUUUGUCAGACACAGUUACCUAACGAGGCUGAAGAAUCAGCUGCCCAAAACUGUCCUGGACAAAACCACCUGGCUAGCACCUCCACCUGUGGUGAAAGAGGCGUCGGAGAUGCUGCGCAAACUUCACAUGCGACUCCUAGUGAGGAGGUAUGUCAGGGGCGUCACAGCACAGCAGAAAGCACAGCUGCAGUUAAAGGUGGUGACCAGUGAGCUAUUCAAGGGGAAGAAGGACAGCUACCCCCAGAGUCUCGCCAAACCCUUUGCAGACACCAGGAUCAGUGAACAUGACAUAAAUGCGAAUGUCCUACAGAUUAUUCGCCAUGAACGCAUCAAGUACAGCACCCCAGUAGUGAAGUAUGACAGGAACGGAUUCAAGCCGCGUCCACGUCAGCUAAUAUUAACUCAGACUGCGGCCUACCUGGUGGAGGAAACCAAGAUAAAGCAACGGGUGGAGUAUAGCUCACUCAAAGGUAUAUCUGUUAGCAACCUGAGUGACGGCAUUCUGAUCCUCCAUGUGGCACCUGAAGUCAAACAGAAGGGGGACCUUGUCCUGCAGUGUGACCAUUUAUUUGAGACUUUAACCAAACUGAGCAUGGUGGCCAACAAGCGCAACGUUGUUAAAGUGGUUCAAGGCAGUAUUAAGUUUGACAUCAAGCCAGGCAAAGAGGGGUACGUUGACUUCAGCAGUGGGCAGGAGGCAAUGGUAUACAAGGCCAAGAACGGCCACCUAAUGGUGGUAUCAACAAGAAGCAAAUCCCGCUGAUUCUUGUACCAAGAGAACUCAUGGAUACAGGUCUACAAAGCCCAUGGAUAUGGAAUGGCCCUAAAGGUUAAGGAAUCAGUAGCUUCCCCAAGAUGGGGCACCACUGUUCUCAUCCUGAGACAGACAGGUGAUGGUUAGGGCACAACUGUAGUACAUUUCAUCCUAAAAUAUGAGGUGGUGAACUUUUAAAGACUGAAAUUAUUCAAGGAAAGUCCAUCUUUCAUUACCCUUAGCAAGGUACAAUGGACACUAUUGAAAAGUUUCCAGUGUUCAUUAACAACCACCCCAUGAAAUAAAUAUAAAAUUCCUUAAGUCCUUUAAGUCUUCCACAAAAAUGCAGGUUUAGGUGUUAUGAUUAUCCUACUAAAAGGCACAAAAUAAAAGUGA
This is a messenger RNA of Paramormyrops kingsleyae, 3564 nucleotides long. RefSeq names its product myosin IHa (gene myo1ha). Gene Ontology annotation, cellular component: actin cytoskeleton; cytoplasm; myosin complex. The record is from RefSeq and is a predicted model, not a curated record. Lineage: Eukaryota; Metazoa; Chordata; Actinopteri; Osteoglossiformes; Mormyridae. Gene Ontology annotation, molecular function: microfilament motor activity; ATP binding; actin filament binding. Gene Ontology annotation, biological process: actin filament organization; actin filament-based movement; endocytosis.